AUGGCAAUAAAUGUUGAUUAUUAUUUGAAUCGAAUACGUUCUACAGUAACUGCUGUAGCUGCACAGGUAAGCAGUGCUUUACCUGGAAAUCCGGUAGCUCGAGAUUACGAAGUAUUGUCGCAGGUCGCAAGUGCGGGUCCAGCUCUUAGCUGGAAAAUUUACGCGGCUCAAAAACGUUCAACUAAGAAGCCUGUGUCAGUAUGGUUAUUUGAGAAGCGAAAUUUGGAGAAAUGGCCGAAAUAUGAAAGAGAACUGUUCGCGGAAAUCUUGAAGAGAGGAGUAUCACAGCUCACUCGUUUAAGACAUCCAUGUAUUCUUGUUAUCGAACAUCCACUCGAAGAAUCUAGGGAUUCGUUUGCUUUCUGUACAGAACCUGUUUUUGCAUCUUUGGCUAAUGCUCUUGGACGUUUGGAUAACAUAGCUUCACACCCGAUUUCUUUGAUUAAUUUUGAGCUUUUAGAUAUUGAAGUUCGCUAUGGGUUUUUUCGGAUUGCGGAGGCAUUGUCGUUUUUGCACAUUGAUGCGCGGAUGAUGCAUCGGAAUAUAUCUCCAGAAAGUAUAAUAAUUAAUGAUAAAGGCGAAUGGAAAUUAGCGGGUUUCGAUUUUGCUGCUCAAGGUACGCAAAGUACCAAUAAUCAGGCCACUUAUGAAAUGAUUGAGUGGAAUCAGCGUGAGAUGUCAGUUGUUCAGCCGUUGUUAGAUUAUUUGGCUCCAGAGUAUGUUGUGGGUGGUCGUUGUGAUCCAUAUGCUGAUAUUUUUUCUUUGGGAGUUAUGACAUUAACAGUCUUCAAUAAAGGGAAACAGCCAUUUGACCAUAAAAAUUCGUUGGAUAAUUUUCGUAAAAACGUCAACAAGAUGAACGCAUUAUCUGCAUCAGUUUUUGAUAAUGUUCCUGCUGAACUCCGUGAUGAUUUGAAAAUGUGUUUGAAUUUAACACCUGAACUUCGACCAGAUGCUACUCAAUUUUCUAAGAUUGUAUACUUUGAUGAACCUCUGAUUCGGACUUUAACUAGCAUGGAUUUGUUAUGUCAAAUGGAUAGCACUCAAAAAAUGAGCUUUUUCAAACAAUUGCCACAACUUCUGGCGAAAUUUCCAAAACGACCACUUAUACUAAAAGUACUCCCGCACUUGUGCGCAGAAUUUGUCGCUGCAGAAUUAGUGCCAUUCAUUCUUCCAAGUGUGUUUCAUAUUGCUGAUGUUGUUAGUAAAGAUGAGUUUGGUACAGCUGUUUUACCUCAACUUAUUCCCAUAUUUGGAAUGGAGCGCCCAUAUCAAAUAUUACUGUUGCUUUUGCAAAAUAUGGACUUGCUAUUGCAAAAAACAGAUGAAGAAGAUGCUCGCAGAUAUCUUUUACCUUUAAUUUGCAACUCUUUAUCCAGCGAUACAAUAAAAAUUCAGGAAUUGUGUCUUUCAGUCAUCCCCAAAGUUGUUACCAUGAUCGAAAGACAGACUAUGAAAACAGAAGUAGUGCCGAAAUUGCUCAAACUGAUCGUUGGAGGGAAAGAGAUGUUGAUUAUUCGGGUUCAAGCUUUAAUAUGUAUAGGGAAGAUAUUACCUCAUUUGGAGUCGUGGAUGGUAACAGAACAAAUUAUUCCAGCACUUCCCAAAGUUAAUAGUCGAGAACCAGCAAUUCUGAUGGCAAUGUUAGGUGUCUACAAAUUAGUGUUUGAAGAUAUUCGUUUCGGUUUAACUCGUGAUCAAUGCGCUAGAAGUAUUUUGCCAUUUUUGAUAUCUUCCUCAAUGGAGAAUACAUUAAGUAUUUCUCAAUUUGAACAAUAUGUCGCAUUAACGCACCGUAUUAUGGAUAAGAUUGAAAAAGAACAACGACAACGAUUACAACAAUUAAGUGCUAGUCAGGUGGAACAACGAAGCAUUGUUGAUUUUGCUGGCGUAAUUAAUCCAACAGCCACUCUUAAUACGAAUUCAUUACCAAGCUGUCUCUCAGAGUUGGCCGUCGAAAAUGCAGCAAAAAAAGAAAAAUCAGAAACUAAUACGAAAAAUGGUCUUCUAAGUCUUGCUGACAAAAAGCGAUUAGCGGCUGAAAAAGAACAAGAUUUACGUUUGCGCAGACAGCCAAAUAUUUUGCAACCAAUCAAUGUUAGCGGAAAUACACAAAUUAGCCAUACAUUAGAUUCGAAUAUUAUUACACCGACUGACUCUGCUUUUGGAAGAAUUGAAAACAGUUUAUUGGUUCCGACGACAUCUGUUUCCGCUGCUCUUAAUUCUGUAGAUCUUUCCGAAUUUUUCCCAGCUUCUUUUUCAGCAAAGGUCGCUUACAAAAACAUUGUCAAUGAAACGGACUCUUCUUGGCCAGACUCAUUUGAAAUAAAACAGAAGAACCCUCUGGAUUCAUUGGUGCUUAAGCCUUCAUUGAAUGAAAUAACUUUACCAUCUCCUCCAGUUUCUCAAAAUCUAAUAGUCAGAAAUGGUUCAAAUCAGUUUCAUAAAAAUGCAGUGGAAAAUGUUUCUAUUAAAAAAGUAAAUAAAAAGACGAAUAUGUCUGCUUUAGAUGAUAUUGUGUGUUUUCCACCAGCAUAG
Messenger RNA from Thelazia callipaeda (thelaziosis nematode), 2538 nucleotides. The record is from the annotation of a GenBank genome assembly. NCBI's taxonomy places the organism in Eukaryota, Metazoa, Nematoda, Chromadorea, Rhabditida, Thelaziidae.